AACGAAGCCAUACCCCCUACAAUCACCCAGUACCCUUCGAUACUUAAACAUGGGACGAGGCCGCGAAGUGUUUAAGUACCUCUCAUGCAAGGCUCCCCAUGUCUCACCUACACAGCCUUGCCUUCCCGCUAGCAUGGCAGACUAGAAAACCCGAGGUCUUCUCAAGCAAGCCACACGAUCCCUCACAAAAAUGCCCUCGUGCCAUUUCAGCUCAAGAAAGAACCCCUCAAAGAAUCGCCUCGGCGCCUGCAAUUCCCGCUGCGCUUCUUCGCUGUUCCAAUUCAAACUGUUCCCUCUCUACUUUCUCGGUCCUCUUUUUUUCUCUCCAGUCUCUCCAAUCGGUCCUUUUCUUACUUAUUCCAGAUCUAGUUGAUUUAUACAACCGUUCAACACCGUCGAUUAUGGCUUUCAGAGGGAAGAUAUUGCUUUCAGGAUAUAACAUAGACCUUUCCAUAUGAUCUGAACAACGUAGAUGAAAAUUGCGAGUAGAGUCAAGAGAGCAUAAUAGACGACGAGAACCCCAACGCCGCCAGCUAUGAUGGUCGGGACGAUCCAUUCUAGACAGG
Messenger RNA from Mollisia scopiformis, 566 nucleotides. RefSeq lists its product as uncharacterized. Lineage: Eukaryota; Fungi; Ascomycota; Leotiomycetes; Helotiales; Mollisiaceae. The record is from RefSeq and is a predicted model, not a curated record. The coding region runs from base 99 to 458 and encodes 119 amino acids. The transcript has a single exon.